AUGUCGUUUUCAUCGGGAACCGCGAAAAUUGUGUUUUACCCUUGCGGGAAGAGAGUUCAUGUGUGGACGUCAUGGAUUCUAGAAAACCCUGAGGCGAUACAAUGGCUGCAAAGAUUGGAAUGUAGGAGCAUAUCUGACUUAGGCCUGGUAGAAAAGUGUUAUUCGCUCCACUGUGAAGGAGAAACCGCCGGCCAUCUUCAUCAGAUCACCAUAUCCACUUUCCGACUUCUCGCCGGCGGUCGAAGGCUUGUUCAGGAGACCCUCUGCCAUCUUCAAAUAAUCCCCACCGCCGCCGGCGGACGGCUUCUCGCUCUCAGCACUCUCCUCAGCGGGAGCAGUUUCAGCAUCGGCGGCGGGUUUGUGCUCGCCGGCGGCGGAGGGGCUGGAGGUGCUGUACUUGCGGAGGUAGCUCUCAGCCUGGUCGAUGUAUUUUCCGGCGCCUUUGGUCUCGUCCAGCUUGCCUCGGAGGCGGCCUGGAGUAGGUCAGCGGCGGCGCCGGCGACUUUGUUCUUGUCGUACUUCUCGGGCUCGUGGCGGAAUUGGGCCUGGGCCGCCUCAGCGACGAGCCUGGCGCUAGCGAGGAGAUCGGAGUUUGAGGUGGGCUUGUGGUCGGGGUUGUUGGGCUGA
This is a messenger RNA of Striga asiatica, 627 nucleotides long. The record is from the annotation of a GenBank genome assembly. NCBI's taxonomy places the organism in Eukaryota, Viridiplantae, Streptophyta, Magnoliopsida, Lamiales, Orobanchaceae.